UAUAAUAAAGACCUGGAAUUGGGUGCUCUUUGGAGGCAAAGCUCUCUCUUUUGAAACCUCCUCUUUCAUCUCAGUGGCGCCGUCUCUGUCCUCACUUUCUUCCAUCUCUUUUCGGAUCUAUCCUUAGAGCCCCUCCCCCAAUUGAUAAAGCCGCCUCUUGUGAAAGUCAAACUGUAUGUGUUGAUGAUUCUACAAAUGAUUAAUACUGAGACUAGUAGCAAUGGAGUGGUUAACGGUGGAGUUGCAAUUCCUGCUCUUAAGCAGGAUGGUGGUGGUCUUGGCUUUUCUUCUCACAAUAAACAGCCACCUUGUGAAACAAAAAAGACAGCACUGAGGGAUGUGCAAAAUCAAGCCAGUGGCUUGUCACAGAACCAUCGAGAGAAUUCAAGCUUUCUUGCUUCAGGAGCCAAUACAGAUGCAGUUAGAGUUUGUGGAAAUAAGAGGCUUACACCAGAGCGCCCUUCGGGUUCUGCUUUCUAUCCUGCCUUAACCAAUUCUUGUGCAAAUGAGCAUAUCAUGAAUGCACGUCGAAGAUUUGAGUUAGAACUAGGCAGGGGAAGAGUUCAAAGCAACACAACUAAGGUUGCUGAUUCUCCGCAGUCCAGGCAAGUGCACCAAUUGCAGCAAGAAACUCCUCAAAAACAAACUCAUUUGAGGGCAAGCAACAAUUAUUCUGUUCCUGCAGUUCCACAGAAUAAUAUUCCACCCACGAAUAGUUCGUUUGGGGGAUUGUCAGCUCCAAAUUUUCUGGGGAAGUAUGCCACUGGUAUGCAAUCUACACAGUCUGAUUCUCUUAGGGUCACAUUGGAAUGUCCUAAUUCUGUUGACUAUAAGGGUAGUCGUGAUCAGCAAACAACAGAACGGUAUGUCCGCCUGCAAAAUUUUUUGAAAGAAUGUGAUGAGUCAAACUGUCGGGAUUACAUCCAGGUGCUCCGAUAUCUAUCCCCAGCUGAGCUUAGUAGACAUGCCUUUGAGUUGGAGGCAAGAGCAAUUCAAUUAGCAAUGGAGGAAGGAAAAGAAAUGCAUCGGAUGAAGGCCCUGAACGUCCUGGGUAAAUCAACCCUCACUGAUAGUUCUUUGCAAGCUACGUCUACCCUCACCAGUAAUUCAUUGCAAAAUACUCAGCUAUAUCCCAGAAAAUGAAACUUGCAGCGCUUAUAUACAAUUUUUCGCAAGGUAACGAGGGUCUUCAGGCCUUUUUUUUUUAGGGGUACUUCAUCAAGGAUCAAGGAUCUAGCAGUGGCUCCGUAGUCCUGGAUACUUCAAACAUGCAUAUUACUCCAAGACCUCCGGGUUCAGCCUAUUCAACUGACUAUGAGAAGUCCAUCCAGAGAAAAUGUCUGGAUUGGUUGGUGGCAUAGUGCAUUUCAGCAACGCCUAAUUAUGUUGGGAAAUAAGUUUGAUUUAGCAAUUAGCUGAUUUACCUUCUCAGAUCAAUUAUGCUUCUUCCCUUUUCUUCUAUUCCUUUGUGUUGUUUGCCUGACUAAUUUAUCAUGUUUGAAACGCAUGGUCACCAAAAUAUUAGAAGCUAAUGGUGUUCGACUGUU
This is a messenger RNA of Coffea eugenioides, 1547 nucleotides long. RefSeq lists its product as uncharacterized. The record is from RefSeq and is a predicted model, not a curated record. Bases 184 to 1143 code for a protein of 319 amino acids. The transcript has 4 exons. NCBI's taxonomy places the organism in Eukaryota, Viridiplantae, Streptophyta, Magnoliopsida, Gentianales, Rubiaceae.